UCAGAACAUCUGUCACUUUCCUACCAUCUUAAUAUUUCUAUUGAUUUAAAUUUCGAAUAGGAAUUUCGCGUUUGAAGAAGUGAAUGAAACAAUUCCGAUACAUUUAGAAUUUCAUCGAAUGUUUAUUUCACCAUGCAUUGACCUUCAUUUUAAAAUUUUAAUGUUGCAAUCGAAAACAAAUAUGAACGUAAAACCGAACUCUCUCACAAUGCUUUUUAGUGGUCUCGAAAAAUAAGUUUUCCUGUGUGGCCUAAUUUAUUGUACCGUCCAAAGCACUGUUUAUUGUUAAAUCUCUGAGAUUCCACUUUAAAAUUCAGAAAUGGAGGCAGCGAAAAAUAUUAAACAGAAACCGGAAAUCGAAUGCAAAGAUAUCAUUCCUGCAAGAUACAUUCUGACAUUUUUAAUUUUCUGCGGCAUGUGCCUCAUUUUCGGACAAAGAGUGUGCCUGAAUGUUGCCAUGGUGGCCAUGGUAAACAGCAGUGCUGAGGUUGAAGUUAUGAGCAUGGAUUCGGACACAGACGAGAGCCGUUGUCCGGUCCCUGAAUCAAGCAUGAACGUCACGCUUAAAUCCAAACAGGGCAGUUAUCUGUGGACGCCGUCAAUUCAAGGUGUUAUCAUCGGUUCCUAUUUUUAUGGGUAUGUUGUGGCUCAGAUAGUCGGAGGUAGACUGGCUGAUAUUUUCGGAGCCAAGAGACUGUUUGGCUGCGCUACUUUUCUAUCAUCCGUCAUUACAUGUCUGACGCCGUAUGUAUCGAGUCUAACACCGAUUUGGAUGAUUGUUCUUCGAGUUUUGCUUGGUUUCGUUCAUGGCAUGAAUUAUCCCAGUGCUUACACUUUAUUUGCAAGAUGGGCUCCUCUCCAGGAAAGAAGUACACUUUUGUCUCUUUGCGUAAUAGGUACACAUUUCGGUGUAGUGUUGUCAAUGCCUCUCACUGGAUAUCUAUGUGAGAACGACUUGGUCGGAGGAUGGCCUUCUGCUUUCUACGCACUGGGAAUUAUUGGUUUUGUGUGGUUUGGUUUUUUCACCUUUUUUGUUUAUGAUUCUCCUGCUGAUCAUCCUAGAAUUAGUACCAGAGAAAUGAACUACAUUCACAGAAACAUUCCCUUUAUUUCCAACAGCAAAAAGAGCCCUCCAGUGCCUUGGUGUCAAGUUGCAUCAUCCCUACCUAUUUGGGCUGUUACUAUUGCAAAGUUUUGCGGAGCAUGGAGUUUUAUUUGCUUUCAAUCCAAACUUCCUGCCUAUUUGGAUGAAGUGCUACAUUUACCUAUUCAUAAGAAUGGCCUUGUGAAUUCUCUUCUAUUUGGGGCACUUUGCUUUUCUAUAGUGGUGUCCGGAAAGUUGUCAGAUUACAUUCGGGCCAAAGAGUACUUCAGGACAACCACGAUAAGAAAAUGUUUUGAGACUCUUGCUUUGUUAGGUCCAGCUGCCUGCAUGACAGCAAUCCCACUGGUCAAGUGCAAUGCAAAUGCUGUGAUCAUUCUCUUAACAAGUGCCAUGGCCCUAUUUGGUCUAUGCGGCGGUGGAGAUGUCUCUGUCAUCGUAGACAUGGCACCUGAUUUUGCAGGUAAAAUUUUUGGCGUCUCGAACGCAAUUGCGAGUAUACCGGGAAUAUUGUCUCCUAUUGUUGCUGGAUAUUUCUUAGAAGGAAAUAAAGGCAAUGUUGAACAAUGGACAAUGAUUUUUUACAUAUCUGUUGCAUUAUACGUCAUUGGUGCUAUAACUUUCUUGAUUUUUGGCUCAGCCGAAGUGCAAUCAUGGGGAGUAAUUUCUCCUGAUAAAACUGAGGAGCAACAACAGAAAGACCGUACUAUUUCCACGAUAUCGACCACAGUUACGGUGAUACUAAGUAAAGACGACUUCAACAUGGGUAACUCAUCAGUCGUGCUGUCUCGGUUUAAGCGUACAGACUCUGAAGUAUCUUACGUUUCUUUUAUGCUGUAAUCUGACCCUGGAGAAAUGAAUGGCUCACUGGCAGUUGCUAGAUUAUCUCAAGUAAAAUAAGAUAUGGAUCUUAAUCGUUACAUUAAGUAAAUGCAUCAAAUUGUUUUUAUCAGAACAUGCUCUCAAUCGUUUCAUCAAUUUAUAUUCACCUGGUUUUAUUGUUUCAACCAGUGGAUGUAUCGUUUCAUUUUCAUUUGGAUUUGCAUUUAGUUUUUCCAUCAGACAAACGUAUUAAUUCGUUUUCAUCAGGACGUGCAUUUAAUUGUUUCAUCAUACGGACGUAUCAAUUCAUUCUCGUCUGGAUGUGCAUUUAAUUGUUUCAUCAGACAAAAGUAUAAAUUCGUUUUCAUCAGGUAAUGCAUUAAAUUGUUUCAUCAGAUAAAUGCAUCAAUUCGCUUUCAUCAGGAUGUUGAUUUAAUUGUUUCAUCAGACAAACGUAUCAAUUCGUUUUCAUCAGGAUGUGCAUUUAAAUGUUUCAACAUAUUAACGUAUCAAUGAAUUUUCAUUUGGAUAUGCUCUUAAUUGUUUUAUUGAGAAAAGACAUUAAUUCAUUUUAGUUCCCAUCAAGUAAUUGUAUCACCAAUCAGUUUAUUCUCAUCUGGAUACAGUUGCUUAGAAUUUAUCAUUUCCAUAUGAAAAAUGAGAUGCACGAUAUUAAUACAGAACGCAAGUUGAUUUUACUCAGCAGUAAGCGAUCAUCAUACGUAUACUUGAAGGGAAAAAAUUUUUUUUCGAAAAAGAUUUUUAACGUUGACGUUAGACUUAUUUUUCAACAGAAAACUGUAAUUCUUCUUUAAAAACUAACUUCUUCUAAACUUCUAGGCUUUAAAAACAAGAAUAGUUUAAGAGCUUCAAGAAAGUAUACGAAACAAAUAUGGAACAUUUUACCCCAUGUUUUAACCUAUUUCAUUACACUAACAGCAAUACUGUCAAAGACUUAUUAACGAAGACAUUAGUGCCAUGAAGAAAAUAUGUGACGAUAUGACAUUUAAAAGAUCACAACGAUAAGUUAUUCCAAACUGGUUUCAUGUAAAAUAAUUCUUUUAUUUAAUUAUCUAUUUAAUUUUAUUUGAAAUAAACUUUAGAAACUUAACAAACUGUGAUAUAAGGAUUGUACACUUUGUUUAAAAUAUUGACAAAUGAAUGGAUGUAAUUUCUUUAUUUAGAAGAAUAUGAUCUUCCUAGAAUGAUGAAACAGAGUUUUUUUUAAGAAAGUGUGUAAUUAUAUUUUUUAUUCUGUGCAUAAUUGAAAAAAAUGAACUGAACUAAUUGAAUGUACUGUGAUAUAAAUAUUGUGCAAUUAGUUUUUUUUUGAAUUGUAAGUUAAUAAAAUUUUUUUAUUGUA
Parasteatoda tepidariorum (common house spider) is the source of this 3287-nucleotide messenger RNA. Its product is annotated as sialin. Gene Ontology annotation, biological process: monoatomic anion transport; transmembrane transport. Gene Ontology annotation, cellular component: membrane. Gene Ontology annotation, molecular function: transmembrane transporter activity. Lineage: Eukaryota; Metazoa; Arthropoda; Arachnida; Araneae; Theridiidae. The record is from RefSeq and is a predicted model, not a curated record.